Molecule: messenger RNA, 2323 nt
Organism: Daldinia loculata
Lineage: Eukaryota; Fungi; Ascomycota; Sordariomycetes; Xylariales; Hypoxylaceae
Exons: 1
Coding region: 585-1859 (424 amino acids)
Biological process (GO): positive regulation of transcription by RNA polymerase II; mitotic cell cycle
Cellular component (GO): nucleus
Molecular function (GO): DNA-binding transcription factor activity, RNA polymerase II-specific; RNA polymerase II cis-regulatory region sequence-specific DNA binding
Source: RefSeq, a predicted model, not a curated record
GCCAUCUCCGUCCCCAUCCCGACCCCUAAUUUACAUCUAAACCUACAGCCAAUACACAUCCACCAUUCUAUGUUCUGUACUCCUAUAAUUUGUCUACCUUGUCUAUACCUAGCACAUAUGCCUUAUCUUGGUCUACGUCGGUUCCCUGCCCGAUCUUACUCUACAUGUUACCAUUCUCCGUAGCCUAAACAAGCUCUUCAACAACUCAAAACUACAUCGAAAUUUCGACUAUGUAGGCUACCUCUACGAGUAGUCGAAACCUAAAUUUCCACGGAAUCUGUGGCUGUAAAUGAAGAACUAGAGUUUGAAGCUCUCAAGCCGCUUGGCCAGCCAGAACCAUAAAAGUUUGACCGGGCUUAACCAUCACAUUAGUUCUGUUAUAAAUUUGACGAUAUAUAGCCGAGAUCGAUGGCAAACCCCCUUACGAUUUGGUUAUCACUUAUACUUAGAUAUCCUCACUCUAUAUCGUACAUAUAUUUAUCUAGACCUGGUCUGUCGCAUCACGAUCUUGUCCCCUCUAUCCCUCGCUCUUAUAUUGCUUUUAUUACCACUACACAUACCUGCCACUAAACAAUACCGUCACGAUGUCGAGACGUGGCCCCUGGACUAAUCGCGAAGAUGAGACGUUGAAGGAGAUCGUCGAACAGCAAGGUGCCUUGAACUGGGUCAAAAUUGCACAGCGCGUUCAAACAAGGUCGCCAAAGCAGUGUAGGGAGCGCUAUCAUCAGAACCUAAAGCCUGGUCUCAAUCACAGCCCUAUCACACCUGAAGAGGGGAUUUUAAUAGAGGAUUUGGUCCGCUCCAAGGGGAAACGUUGGGCUGAGAUUGCCAGAGCUCUUAACAACCGAAGCGACAAUGCGGUCAAGAAUUGGUGGAACGGCAGUAUGAACCGCCGACAGCGUCUAAUGCGUAGAGCAGCUGAAAACCACUACGCCAGGGUUCAUAGCCAAAAUACUCACGACGAGUUUACACCGGAACUAUCGCAGGCUCCAGCAUCAUACCACUGCCAUGACCCACGUCACUUCCACUCACGCUCAGGCUACUCAAGCUGCUCACUCUACGGGCACCACGAACAUCAUGAACAUCAUGAACAUCAUGAACAUCAUGAACAUCAUGAACAUCAUGAACAUCAUGAACAUCAUGAACACCACAGACAUCACAGGCACCAUGACUAUGAACAGAAUGUACUUAUCAAUGAGGCCACUAGCCUAUCGCGCCCAGCCUCUACUUCUCCCUAUCCUCCUGCUUAUCGUUCUGUCGAACCUUCUAUAUACGGUUCAACCUCACCAUAUAAUUACCGAAGUCGUCGUGCUAGUUCGUGGGAAAACUACUCAGAGUUCUCGGGGCUCCCAUCGCCUUCUGCUUCUUCGACAUCCCCUAUUGAGCUUCUAGAGUCACCUACUCCUUUUCCUUGGAAGCCGGAUUAUAGCUUGCCGUACCGCGAUAUACACGCUUCUAGCCACUCCCGAGACCCUCUCCACGUACUACCUCCAUUACGGGUUAGGGGUUCGUCCUCACCGUCGCAUGAGAUUCAAGCACUGAAUCCCAGUCACGGUUCACAGCCAGCAAGGGAGGUUGUUCGUCUAAACCGGGUACAGCUACCGCAUAUUGAUGAAUACUUCCCGGGAAGCUAUGACUUACAUCGUCGACCGCGCACGGCACCUGAUACACCGCCACGUCAUCCGGCGCGACGCCCGGAACAACGUAAUUCGGGAUCGGGAUCUCCAUCCUCACAGCGCGUAUCACCAUACCUACAGUGCCGAUCUCCACACCUACAGCGUCGAUCCCCGUCAUCACGGUUCGGAGACAAGCAUUGCGCUGUGGACCCUAGGAUGGAUUUAAAAUUCCUGACUCAUUAAGUAUACAAGGAUCUAUCAAAGGGUCGUUGGAUUCAUGAACUACGAAACAAAAUCUCCCAAAGGGGACUCCCAAAGGGAGUCAUCAAGAGGUCGUUGCACUGGAAAACAAGAGAAAUAACCUACUUGGUGUCUAUUUCGUGUUGAUAUUUGAGGAUAUAUAUUUGCUGAUGCAAAUUGACGAAGACCUCCCGUCACCGAGAUAGCUGGGAUGUCUGUAGUUAGGAAGCGAUGGGAUUCAAAUAUGUUUUCUUGUAUAUUGUAAUUUAUCACGAAAACUGAGUAUCUACCCGAUAGAUAGAGUAGGGAUUGCUGGGGACUACUUGGAAUGUGUUGGCGCUCAAUGUAUGAGCCUGACAUACGGAUUAAGAAAACGGAAAACGCUUCAUGUUUUCUCUCAAUUCAAAUCCUUUGAUAAAUCUAGCCUAGCACUACUACGAGAUGAAUUAAUACAACUUAGAGUUGUG